Molecule: messenger RNA, 552 nt
Organism: Letharia columbiana
Lineage: Eukaryota; Fungi; Ascomycota; Lecanoromycetes; Lecanorales; Parmeliaceae
Exons: 4
Coding region: 1-552 (183 amino acids)
Source: RefSeq, a predicted model, not a curated record
AUGCCUGUCAACUGGAAAGACCCGGAAGCAUUCACCCGCCUCCUGGCGGCAAUGGUGGCUGCGCAGGAUAUGAAGCUCGACUACCGCAAGAUCGCGUCCAUGUACGGCAACGGCGCCACCUACGACUCAAUCGAAGGCCGCUUCCGAAUCAUCAAGAAGGAAGCAGUGGCCUUGAAAGCAGAAGUUGACUCCGGCGAGCGUCCCGAAGCUCCCGCCCGCGGCACCGUCUCCGCCACCGUCACGCCAAAGAAGCCCAAGUCUACCGUCGGCACUCCCUCAAAGGGGAAGACCGUCGGCGGCCGCGUGGGGAAGAGCAAUGGGACUCCCACCAAGAAGCGCGGCAAGGGGAUCAAGGAGGAGCCGCAGAGCGGCUCGAGUAGUUUCUUGGAAGUGCCCAGCACCGAGGACGAUGAGGACUUCGCGGCCAAUGUCCAAGGCGGAUACAGUGAUCGUGGCGGUCGCGCAGCACAGGGUAGCGUUGACGGUGGCGAGUCCAGCCUCUACUACGAUGGUGACUUUGUUGACGGUGGCAUGGAUAUCGAAGCUUUUUAG